ACACACCACAUACACACUCUACAACCAUGGUUAAAGCUACUGUCAUUGGUGCCGCUGGUGGUAUCGGCCAGCCGCUCUCGCUCCUCCUGAAGCAGAACACCCUCAUCACCGACCUGGCGCUCUACGAUGUCGUCAACUCCCCCGGUGUCGCCGCUGAUAUCUCCCACAUCAACACCCCCUCGGUUGUCAAGGGAUACCUGCCACCCGAUGGAGGUCUGGAGAAGGCUCUCAAGGGAGCUGACAUCGUCGUCAUCCCCGCUGGUGUGCCCCGAAAGCCUGGAAUGACUCGUGAUGACCUGUUCAACAUCAACGCCUCGAUCGUCCGAGACAUUGCCGUCGGCAUUGCAGCUCACGCCCCCAAGGCUUUCGUCCUGGUCAUCUCCAACCCCGUCAACUCGACUGUCCCCAUCUGCGCCGAGGUGCUGAAGAAGAAGGGCGUCUACGACCCCAAGAGGCUGUUCGGUGUCACCACUCUCGAUGUCGUGCGAGCUUCCACCUUCGUUGCCGAGGCAGCUGGUCAACCCACUGACUCUCUCAAGUUCAAGAUCCCUGUCAUCGGAGGCCACUCUGGUGUCACCAUUGUGCCACUGCUCUCGCAGACCUCGCCAUCCGUGUCGCUGGACCAGUCUACCGUUGAGUCCCUGACCAACCGAAUUCAGUUCGGAGGAGACGAGGUCGUCAAGGCCAAGGACGGAGCCGGCUCUGCCACUCUCUCCAUGGCUUUCGCUGGUGCCCGAUUCGCUUCGGCUGUGCUGGAGGCAGCCAGUGGCAAGGGCAGCUCUCAGCCCGAGUACGCCUACGUUGACCUCACGUCCGAGUCAGGAGGCAAGGAGGUUGCCUCUGCCAUUGGCGCUUCGCCCGCCUACUUCUCGGUCCCCGUCACCCUCGGCCCCAACGGUGUGGAGAAGAUUCACGGUCUGGGCAAGGUCAACGACUACGAGCAGGGCCUGAUCAAGAAGGCCGUUGAGGACCUGGACGGUAACAUCAGCAAGGGUGUCUCUUUCGUUGAGUCCUCCAAGCUCUAGAUUGCAUGUCAGAUGAACAAGAGAUAGGAUGGUCGUUCGGAAUGGGUCAAAUGGACGCACUGGAGAGGAUGGCUUCAACGCUCGAUUGAUCGAGAGUGGAAGCUUCUGUAUCGCUGUGGUCACGUUGUGUGCGAUAGCAAUGGAUAAACAAUAAUAUCAC
Molecule: messenger RNA, 1185 nt
Organism: Microstroma glucosiphilum
Lineage: Eukaryota; Fungi; Basidiomycota; Exobasidiomycetes; Microstromatales; Microstromataceae
Product: malate dehydrogenase
Exons: 7
Coding region: 27-1025 (332 amino acids)
Biological process (GO): tricarboxylic acid cycle; malate metabolic process
Cellular component (GO): cytoplasm
Molecular function (GO): L-malate dehydrogenase (NAD+) activity
Source: RefSeq, a predicted model, not a curated record